GCCCACUAUCGGCAGUGUGCGGCACAGCAGCGUGAACGCAGACAGGUUACAAUGUCACUGGAGAGAUGUCAAUGUGAAUGGACUGAAAUAGAUCAAGAAUAUCAACAAUUACAGGAAGCUCACAAAGUCUACAGACAGAAGUUGGAGGAGCUGAUCAACCUGCAGGCGAGAUGCAGCAGUGCCGUUAGCAAACAGAGAAAAAGACUGAAAGACCUCAAGCAAAGUCUUCAUAAGUGUGCGAAAACCUGCAAUGGGAAGGAAAUAGAUGUGGUAAAUGACUUGCAGGUCCAAAUUAAAGAAAGGCAAAAUGUCUUUUUUGACAUGGAAGCCUAUUUGCCAAAGAAGAAUGGAUUGUACUUAAAUUUGGUCCUUGGAAAUGUGAAUGUUACGCUCCUCAGCAACCAAGCAAAAUUUGCCUACAAAGAUGAAUAUGAGAAGUUCAAACUUUAUAUGACCAUAAUACUUAUGUUUGGUGCCAUUUCCUGUCUCUUCCUUCUCAACUACCGGGUUACAGAUGAAAUCUUCAAUUUUUUAUUGGUGUGGUAUUAUUGCACUUUGACGAUAAGAGAGAGUGUGCUCAUGAGCAAUGGCUCCCGAAUUAAAGGCUGGUGGGUUUCACAUCACUAUGUCUCAACCUUUUUAUCAGGUGUUAUGUUAACAUGGCCAGAAGGUCCAAUGUAUCAGAUGUUCAGAAGUCAGUUCCUGGCCUUCUCCAUCUAUCAGAGUUGUGUGCAGUUUCUACAGUAUUAUUAUCAGAGCGGCUGCUUGUAUCGGUUACGAGCUCUGGGUGAAAGAAACCAGCUGGACCUGACAGUGGAGGGAUUUCAGUCAUGGAUGUGGAGGGGGCUCACAUUCCUCCUUCCAUUUCUGUUCUUUGGCCAUUUUUGGCAGCUGUACAAUGCUGUGACUCUUUUUAGGUUGUCUGCCCAUGAUGACUGCAAGGAAUGGCAGGUGUUCAUGUUGGCCUGGACUUUUCUCAUAUUGUUCCUGGGUAAUUUUCUCACCACUGUGAAAGUGGUCCACCAAAAACUCCAGAAGAACAAAGGAAAGAUCAAAAAGAACUGAUGAGAAGCUGGAAGAUUUCAUACCCAAUGAGGCCAGUGUGGAACUCGCAGAACUGAACUACAAAGUGCACAACUGUUUCGUCUAUUGAGUCAUGUCCCAUAAGCUGUUUGGAGAGAGUCGGAGGAAGAUGUUGACAUCUCUCGAACUCAUUUUGGCAACAGUGGAAACUCGAGAUUAUGUGUAAUGAUGCCCUUUUGUCUGCCAUGUUUUUGCUCUUAUUUUAUGCAAUCACAGCUAUUAGAGGGUAAUGUUUGGGUUAGGUACCACUGAAAACUUUAAAGUUUUUAAACACUGUAUACAUAAGUGAGAACACUUUUAUUUUGUUCUCUUGCAUGGAUAUGUUUACAAAAGCCACACGCUGCUGAAAUGCAGAUGCUCAGUUCAGUGCGUUCUCAAAGGGAUUUCUGCUUUGCAUUUAAAGGGGUCAUGAACUACCUUUUUUUUUUUUAUUUUGUACUGUUCUCUGAGGUCCACUUAUCAAGAUUUUUACAUAAAAAAAACAUCAUAAUUUAGAAGUAAUAGACUAUUUUCUGUCCUGUUUUGACCCCCCUCAUCGUAACACACAGUUUGAAUAGGCGUGGCGGAUUGUAGAAUCGGAAGUAAACGCCCACUGGUAUGAUUGGCUAACAAUUUUGCAUAUUUAAAAAUCCUACAUCCUUCAUAGAUGGACGCUGCUGUGAUUUAGGUUAAAAACGCAUAAAUACUCAGUACAUAUCAAACGAUCUGUAAUAACAGACAAAGCAAUAGUGACCACGUAAUAAAAACAGUUACUCACACU
Myxocyprinus asiaticus (Chinese sucker) is the source of this 1843-nucleotide messenger RNA. RefSeq names its product transmembrane protein 120B-like. The coding region runs from base 52 to 1065 and encodes 337 amino acids. Gene Ontology annotation, biological process: fat cell differentiation. Gene Ontology annotation, cellular component: membrane. Lineage: Eukaryota; Metazoa; Chordata; Actinopteri; Cypriniformes; Catostomidae. The record is from RefSeq and is a predicted model, not a curated record. The transcript is spliced from 12 exons.